GAACCAGUGUCUUUCAUUUGUCAAUUGAAGAUAUCAAAGUACAAACAAAUUCGUGGUCAGAAUUCAGUCUCUCAUUUCUACAAAACACUUCUCACCAUCUUUCUUCCCAAAUCCAAAUUCUUGAUAAUCAAAUCAUGGCUUCUUCUUCUUCCUUUCAACUCUCAAGCCUUCAAAUUCAAACCCCACCUCUAAAAAAAUCCAACUUUUUUGGUCAAUCUCACAACCUUAACCCUAGUAAUAUUCAUACUAAAUCAACUCUGAAACCAUCUUUUACCUCAAUUACUACUGCAAAAUUCAAUCUUUAUGAGAUUCUUGGAGGUAGAGGUCUUUGUAAUGGAGAAGAAGGUAUACAAAAAGAGCUAAAAAAGUCAGUUUCAGAAGAACAAUCCUCAGCAAAAUCAGCAACUGUUGAUAAUAAUAAUAAUAAUCAAGAAAAGAUGGAAACUGGGGAAUUUCCUGAAGAUGGAUUUGAGAAAGAAAUGAUGGGGUUAGUUGGUGGAUUUCCUGGAGGUGAAAAAGGUUUAAAGAAAUUCAUAGAAAAAAAUCCACCACCUAAGAAAACAGAAUCAAGAAUGGAGGGUUUUAAUCUGAGUCUUGUGAAGAAACCAAAGCCACCUGAAUUACCACUUUUAUUACCUGGAAUGAUUGCUAUUGUUAAGAAUUCUAAUAAUCCAUAUUAUAUGUAUUGUGGGAUUGUGCAAAGGAUUACUGAUGGAAAAGCUGCUGUGCUUUUUGAAGGUGGGAAUUGGGAUAGAUUGAUUUCUUUUAGGCUUGAAGAGUUGGAAAGAAGAGAGAAAGGUCCACCAAUGGUGAAUCCUAGGUCUGUGAUUCUUGAAACCAUGUUAGAAAAGAGUUCUGAAUCUUGAUUUGCUGUCGAAGGGGAGCCUCUCGUAAAGUUGUUGUACUGUUGUCAGGAGGUCACGGGUUCGAGCCGUGGAAACAACUUGUUGCAGAAAUGUAGGGUAAGACUGCGUACAAUAGACCUUUCUGAUCUGGUCCUUUUCCGGACUUUGCGCAUAUCGGAAUCUUAGUGCACGAGCCUGCCUUUUAGUCAUAUCCUUUGUUUCUUUUUGUCUUUUGGUUGUUGUACAUACAAGAUGUAAUAAGAAAUGCAGAAUGCUUUUGUGUAGAAAGAGUGUAAUUCUAUUGAUUCUGGUAAUAUAUGUUCCAUUGUUGAAA
Nicotiana tabacum (common tobacco) is the source of this 1179-nucleotide messenger RNA. RefSeq names its product NAD(P)H-quinone oxidoreductase subunit S, chloroplastic-like. NCBI's taxonomy places the organism in Eukaryota, Viridiplantae, Streptophyta, Magnoliopsida, Solanales, Solanaceae. Gene Ontology annotation, biological process: photosynthetic electron transport chain. The record is from RefSeq and is a predicted model, not a curated record.